Molecule: messenger RNA, 1335 nt
Organism: Bolinopsis microptera
Lineage: Eukaryota; Metazoa; Ctenophora; Tentaculata; Lobata; Bolinopsidae
Product: serine/threonine-protein kinase pim-2-like
Exons: 4
Coding region: 119-1048 (309 amino acids)
Biological process (GO): protein autophosphorylation
Cellular component (GO): cytoplasm
Molecular function (GO): protein serine/threonine kinase activity; ATP binding
Source: RefSeq, a predicted model, not a curated record
AAUCUUCUAAACUUCAUGCUUAUGUUCAAACUUCGGUUCUUAUAGGUCAAACUUCUCGGUUUCCUGUUAUCUUAUUUUGAAGCUAAUAUGCGCUUAACCCAAUAUUAUUUGUUCAGCGAUGUUCCUCGAUGACUUUGAGCCACUUUAUGAGAUCUCCAGCACCGACCUGCACCAGAUGUACCUUGCUAAACGAUACGUCACCGGUAAAGAAGUCAUUGUCAAGGUAUUGGAGGGGAAAUCCAGGGAGUAUAGUAAGCAAAAGGACAUAAUGGUACCUAAUGAGAUCCUGAUAAACAAGAAACUCAACAACCCGGCAAUCUUUCAGAAGUGGGAGGAAUUCUUCUUUGAAUCAGGUUUGUGGUCGUACUUUCGAUGGUUCUAUAGUAGCACAAAAUAUGUAUUCUUAUUUGAUCAGCAAAUUAUUUUGUCUGCUAUUGGGUUACUAAUUCUAGCUGAUAAAGAUCAUGUUCUAACUUAUGUUUCCUUGACAGGAGUGUGGUUCAUGGUGUUUGAAGCCGCGCAAGGGGUUUGCACGUUGUCUGAUUACAUAGCCGAGCAUGGUGCGCUCUCCGAGACUCAAGCAAGGGAGAUAAUGAGGCAGCUGUACAACAUCUUAAUCUUCUGUCAUCUGAAGGAUGUGGAUCCUCGUAACCUUUGUCCUAACAACAUACUCAUUCAACCAGAUACUCUAAAGAUAAAACUGUCCAACUUCGAGGAAGCUUCCCUAACCCUCAAAUCCUCCAAACCUCACAUCACUGAGAUAUCAGACCCAGCCUACCUCCCGCCAGAGUACUUCCUCACCGGUAAACACCUUCCUCUCCACGGAUCCGUCUGGUCUCUGGGGUGUAUUUUGUUCGAGAUGGUCUUCGCUCGACGGCCCCUAUUUGUGACAGCCAGUGAUUUUCAGCAGCUUGAGAACUUGUUUAGCAAGGUAUCCACAAACUGUAUUAGGUUCUUGAAGGGGUGUUUGUGUCCUGUGUCCAGGAAGAGACUGGAGUUUCAGGAGGUUAAGAGACAUGUUUGGUUUUCCGGGGAGAUCAGCAUGUGAUCAGCAUGUGACCACUUGUUGUAGCUUGUUAGUACUUAUGGAUUCGUUUUGGAAUUAAUUUGAUUGAAUAUGAAGAAUGUAACUGUACAUAUAACAACUGAUGUUAAAUCUCAUUAUUAUUUCACAAUUGCAUGGUUAUUUACAUAUCCGAGUUUUACUCACAGAGUUUUGCCGGGAAGCGUUCAGGAGCUUAAAAUCGAAUUGCGAAAAAGUGGCAAUUUUGAAGCAGCCGUGGUGUGAUAGGAAAACAAUUGCUUAAUAUGAGUCAAGUAGUGAUCAGUGAAAAG